Molecule: messenger RNA, 339 nt
Organism: Peronospora belbahrii
Lineage: Eukaryota; Oomycota; Peronosporomycetes; Peronosporales; Peronosporaceae
Source: the annotation of a GenBank genome assembly
AUGAGUCUACCCAAUCGAAAAACUGAGACUGGAGAUGUUACAGCCCAUUUGCUGUUGAUACUUCUACACCGAUGCUUGCUUGACCUGACCGUUUGCUUCAAGCUGAAGGAGUCAAAAGACAACGUAGCAUUUGGCACACACAGAGUAAACAUGGGGGUCACUGUAACUUUCUCAAAAUCCGUCAAUACUACGUCGAUGCUGCGUAUAGCAGUUGUUACCUUACACAUGAUUUACUGCUCAAACGGCUCAAUUAAUGCUAGCGAUCAUUGUAAACUGGAAAUCACAUCAUUGGCGUCGACUCACUUGUCUAUUUCAUAUCCUCACUGUAAUAUUUAUUGA